AUGAGUACCAUCAUCGUCAGCUAUGGCUCAGAAAGAUUCGGACGGAUGGAGAAGGGCAACACUGAGGCCACCCCCUACACCAUGAACCGCAGGGCCACUAAGAUACACCAACUGCGCCAGGAGCUUCGAACCCUCAGGAAACAGUUCAAGAGAGCUGCUGAGGAGGACAAACAACCUUUAGAAGAGCUGCGCAACAUCCUGCGGAAGAAGCUGACAACUCUCCGCAGAGCAGAGUGGCACAGGAGGCGUGGAAGAGAGAGAGCUAGGAAGCGAGCGGCCUUCAUUGCCAACCCCUUUUGGUUUGCUAAACAGCUGCUCGGGGACAAGCGCAGUGGCCGGCUUGAGUGCCCAAGAGAGGAAGUGAAUCGCUUCCUCCAGAAUACCAUGAGCGACCCACUGAGGGGACAAGAUCUAGGACCCAACAGAGCGCUCAUCAGCCCUGCGCCACCAACAGCAGAGUUCCAGUUGACAGAGCCCAGUUUGAAGGAGGUUGAAGAGGUCAUCAAGGCAGCCCACUCAGCAUCUUCCCCGGGCCCCAGUGGUGUACCUUACCUCGUCUACAAGCGCUGUCCAGGGCUUCUCAAGCAUCUGUGGAAGACCUUGAAGGUGAUCUGGCGAAGGGGGAGAGUGGCCGACCAGUGGAGGUGUGCAGAGGGAGUUUGGAUCCCCAAGGAGGAGGACUCGAAAAACAUCAACCAGUUUCGGACUAUAUCACUUCUGAGUGUGGAAGGGAAGGUGUUCUUCAGCAUCGUCUCCCGAAGACUGACCGAGUUUCUCCUCAAGAACAACUACAUCGACACUUCAGUGCAGAAGGGGGGGAUUCCUGGAGUUCCCGGCUGUCUGAAGCACAACGGUGUCGUCACACAGCUCAUCAGAGAGGCUCAUGAGAGCAGAGGGGAACUUGCUGUGUUGUGGUUGGACCUGACUAACGCCUAUGGGUCCAUCCCACACAAGCUAGUUGAGCUUGCGCUACACCGCCACCAUGUUCCCAGCAAGAUCAAGGACUUGAUCCUGGAUUAUUAUAAUAACUUCAGGCUCCGGGUCACUUCUGGGUCAAUAACCUCUGACUGGCAUCGCCCUGAGAAGGGAAUAAUAACAGGAUGCACCAUCUCCGUUGUCCUUUUUACACUGGCGAUGAAUAUGGUGGUAAAGUCUGCUGAGGUGCAAUGCAGAGGGCCUCUAUCCAGAUCAGGUGUUCGACAGCCCCCCAUUAGAGCCUAUAUGGAUGACCUUACCAUCACUACAACAUCAGUACCAGGGAGCAGGUGGAUCUUGCAGGGAUUGGAGAGGCUCAUUGGGUGGGCCAGGAUGAGUUUCAAGCCCGCAAAGUCAAGGUCCAUGGUGCUGAAGAAGGGGAAGGUGGUCAACAAAUUCCAAUUCACAAUCUCAGGAACGGUCAUUCCAUCCAUCACGGAGCAACCAGUCAGGAACUUGGGAAAGCUCUUUGACUCCAGCCUGAAGGACUCUGCUGCUAUCCAGAAGUCUACUGAAGAGCUUGGAGGGUGGCUCACCAAAGUAGACAAGUCUGGCCUACCUGGUAGAUUCAAAGCCUGGAUCUACCAGCACUCCAUCCUUCCCAGAGUUCUGUGGCCUCUCCUUGUAUAUGCAGUCCCAGUAACAACAGUGGAAUCCUUUGAGAGGAAGAUCAGCAGCUUUCUGCGGAAAUGGCUGGGUCUCCCCCGCAGCCUCAACAGCGCUGCUCUGUACGGGACAAGCAACAUCCUGCAGCUACCCUUCAGUGGGCUCACUGAAGAAUUCAAGGUGGCACGCACAAGAGAAGCCCUACAGUACAGAGACUCCAGGGACUGCAAGGUGUCAUCAGCCGGGAUUGAAGUGAGGACAGGAAGGAAGUGGAAGGCAGAAAAGGCGGUGGAGGUGGCUGAGUCACGCCUUAGGCAAAAGGCACUGGUUGGGGCCAUAGCAACAGGGAGAGCAGGCUUGGGCUACUUCCCAAAGACCCAAGUUGGCCAGGCCCGGGGCAAAGACAGACGACAUCUACUCCAGGAGGAGGUCCGAGCAGGCUUGGAGGAAGAGCGAGUGGGCAGGACAGUGGGACUCCGGCAACAGGGGGCAUGGACAAGAUGGGAGGGCACGUUGCAGCGCAAAGUCACCUGGUCAAACAUCAUGCAGGCAGACCUCCACCGCGUCCGGUUCCUCGUGGCAGCAGUUUAUGAUUCCCUCCCUAGCCCAGCAAACCUCCAUGUUUGGGGGAAGAGCGAGACACCCUCCUGCUUCCUUUGCUCCGGAAGAGGCUCCUUGGAACAUCUCCUCAGCAGUUGCCCAAAGUCUCUGGCUGAUGGUCGCUAUCGCUGGCGUCAUGACCAGGUACUCAAAGCAGUUGCUGAGAGCAUAGCCUCAGCCAUCAGCACCAGCAAGCAACAUCAUGCGCCAAAUAAGGCAAUCUCAUUCAUCAAAGCUGGAGAGAGACCGUGUGCACGUCCAAAGACAACAACAGGACUCCUUCACACAGCCCCUGAUUGGCAGCUACACGUUGACCUGGGAAAACAACUGAGGUUCCCCCAGCACAUUGUAAAAACAUCUCUACGGCCAGACAUGAUCAUCAUCUCAGAGGCUUCAAAACACCUCAUCAUGCUGGAACUAACAGUGCCUUGGGAGGAGCGGAUUGAGGAAGCCAACGAAAGGAAACGUGCCAAGUAUCAGGAGCUGGUGGAGGACUGCAGGGGCAGGGGCUGGAGGACUUUCUAUGAGUCAAUAGAGGUUGGCUGCUGUGGCUUUGCAGGACGCUCCCUCUGCAAAGUGCUUGACCGAUUGGGAGUCACAGGGGCGGCCAAAAGCAGGGCCAUUCAAUCCGCAAGUGAAGCGGCAGAGAAAGCCAUGAGGUGGUUGUGGCUGAAAAGGGCAGAUCCGUGGGUUGCUACUGGGACACAAGCAGGGACUUGA
Entelurus aequoreus (snake pipefish) is the source of this 2901-nucleotide messenger RNA. RefSeq lists its product as uncharacterized. Lineage: Eukaryota; Metazoa; Chordata; Actinopteri; Syngnathiformes; Syngnathidae. The record is from RefSeq and is a predicted model, not a curated record. The transcript has a single exon. The coding region runs from base 1 to 2901 and encodes 966 amino acids.